CUUUGUAAAAACGGCUCUGCAGACGGUUUUUUUCUGAUUUAUUUGAUUCGACCUUACUGAUAGUUAUUAUAAUAACAAGGCGAAUGUAGGAAAAUAUGAAUUCAAGGUGGAAAGCCAUUUGUAGUGGACUAGUAUUGGUGUUAGCAAUUUUCCAGUCAACAACAACGGUUAGCUCAGAAGCAACAAGUUACCAUUCCGGAAAUUUUUUAAACACUCAAAAUGCAAAAUCUGGAAACCCACUCAAUUUGAUGCAACUCAAAGAUCAGAAAGAUAAGCAUGUUGAAACGACGUCUACUAAAGAAGAGGAACCAUGUCUGCAUAAAGAUACUUUUAAUAAACAUAUAAAGAUUUCAAGUCAGUAUCACCACCACAGGAUUAAUCCGAGAGCAGCUGAACCAGAUAAUCCGACAAGCAAAACAUCCCAAGAAGAAACCAAGGAAGACGUAAAAGCAAAAAGUAAUGAAGAGAAACACAAAACAAUUCAUAAGAGACCAAAACUUAAGAAGUCAGAUAAUCCGACAAACGAAGCAUCUCCAGAAAAACCCAAGGAAAACAUAAAACAAAAAGAUGAUAAAAAGAAGCACACGACAAUUAAUAAGAAACCAACAAUGAAGAAGUCAGAUAAUCCGACAAACGAAGCAUCUCCAGAAAAACCCAAGGAAAACAUAAAACCAAAAGAUGAUAAAAAGAAACACAAAACAAUAGAUAAGAAACCAACGGAGUCAGAUAAAGUAAAAAGCAGUGCAUCUCCAGAAGAAUCCACGAAAAAAAUUAAACCUGAAAAUAAUGAUAAUGCGACAAACACAGAUACUCAAACAGUACCCCCAGCAAAAAUAAAACCCAAAGGUAAUGGAAAGAAACACAGGCACAGAGUCAAAAAACCAAAGCAUACUACUCCAGGAGAUGGAACAGAAAUAAAUACAACACCAGGUUCAACAGUAACAGAAGAUGAAGAAGAAAAUGCUGACGUAGCGGCAAUUGUUGCUGUUGUGUUGGUACUUUUGUCACUGAUCGGAGUUGCAAUAUUCUGGUUAGUAAGAUCAAGAACAGGUGGGAAAAAAGCUAACGAAAAUGAAUCAGAUGGAAAAGGCGAUGGAAUAAAUCCUGAAGCCGAAGAACUUAUUCAAAAAGAUGAUCAUGAUGAUAAUAAGAAUAUCCAAGAAAGUAGACGAACAUCGAGAGUGUCAAUGAAGGCUUCAUUAAACAGAGCAAGUUCUGGUGCAAACACAAGGCAUUCUGGAUUAGUGAAUGAUCCUCAGUCUGUUAAGAAUUUUCAAGAAAGUCGACGAACAUCGAGAGAGUCAAUAAAUUCUUCAUUAAACAGAGCCAGUGCCGGCCCAAAAACAACGCAUUCUGGAUUAAUUGAUAAUCGCCAGUCUGUUAAGAAUUUUCAAGAAAGUAGACGAACGUCAAGAGAGUCAAUGAAUUCCUCUUUAAACAGAGCCAGUGCGGGUCCAAACACAAUUCCUUCUGGAUCAGUGAAUAAUCCUCAGUCUGUUAAGAAUCUCCAUGGCAGUAAACAAACAUCGAGAGAGUCAAUGAAUUCUGCAUUAAACAGAGCCAGUGUUGGUCCAAAUACAAUGCAUUCUGGAUCAGUAAAUAAUCCCCAGUCUGUGCAGAAUUUCCAAGAAAGUAGACGAACGUCAAAAGAGUCAAUCAAUGCUUCAUUAAUCAGAGCCAGGGCAGGUCCAAACACAAUGCAAUCUGGAUCAGUAAAUAAUCCUCAGUCUGUUCAGAAUUUUCAAGACAGUAGACAAACAUCGAGAGAGUCAAUGAAUGCUUCAGUAAACAGAGCCAGCGCUAUGCAAUCUGGAUCAGUUAAUAAUCCUCAGUCUGUUCAGAAUUUUCAAGAAAGUACACCAAUGUCACGGGAUUCGUUAAACAGAGCCAGCGCAGGUGGUCCUUACACAAUGCAAUCUGGAUCAGUUAAUAAUCCUCAGUCUGCUCAGAAUUUCCAAGAAAGCAGACCAAUGUCACGAGAUUCGUUAAACAGAGCCAGCGCAAGUGGUCCUUACACAAUGCAAUCUGGAUCAGUUAAUUAUCCUCAGUCUGUUCAGAAUUUCCAAGAAAGCAGACGAACCUCAAGGGAUUCGGUAAAUGCUUCAUUAAACCGAGCCAGCGCAGGUCCAUACGAAAUGCAAUCUGGAUCAGUACAUAAUCCUCAGUCUGUUCAGAAUAUCCAAGAAAGUAGACGAUCGUCAAGGGAUUCAGUGAAUGCUUCAUUAAACAGAGCCAGCGCAGGUGGUCCAUACACAAUGCAAUCUGGAUCAGUAAAUUAUCCUCAGUCUGCUCAGAAUUUCCAAGAAAGUAGACGAUCAUCGGGAGAGACAAUGUCAAUGGACUCCUCAUGGAACAAUAAACAUGUGUACAGAGACAGUACAGGUCAAUACAUAAUUCAUCCUGGAUUUGUAAAUAAUCCUCAGUCUGUUGAGGUUAGUCAUUCAACUCGACCACUUCCUUCUACAGUGACAACAACGAAACAAAAUCAGUAUUCAUUGCAAGAAAGAGAUAGUGUGUCGUUGAUUCCUCAGGAACACAAGAGCUCGCCGGUUCAUUUAGUUGAUCAAAUGAAAGCAAGAAAGAUAAGUUAUUAUUCAAGUGAAUAAACAUGAUACGUUAUUUAUUGUUCUAACAUUGUUUUUCCUUUAAUGUAAACUUGUAUAUGUAUUUGUUAAGAAGACUAUGUUGCAUGUUAUGUUAUUAAAAAUGUUUAACUGUGAA
This is a messenger RNA of Mytilus trossulus (common blue mussel), 2721 nucleotides long. Its product is annotated as suppressor of Mek1-like. The record is from RefSeq and is a predicted model, not a curated record. The coding region runs from base 96 to 2606 and encodes 836 amino acids. The transcript is spliced from 22 exons. NCBI's taxonomy places the organism in Eukaryota, Metazoa, Mollusca, Bivalvia, Mytilida, Mytilidae.